AUGGACAAAGAUUGCGACAUGGUAUAUAAAAACAUUUCUGACAUAUAUAAAUCUGAGGAGUUUAAGACUUACGAUAACUUUGUUUCAUUAGUUGCAAAAUGUGUUUGGGAAAUAAGAGAUAAAGAUAGAAGAGGCAAAGUAUGGAACGAACAAAUAAGACCCGCUAUGUUUGAGAUGAAGAGAGCAAUUGACGCCUUAGUUGUUUUAGCUGGUUUUAUUUCAAUGUAUAACGCAAAAAUGAACCCGCAAUGUUCAAAAUGUAAGGCAGCAAUUAGGAAAUAUAACUACUCAGUCAAAGAGAUAGAAAGAAUGAGAAACGACUAUGCAGACUUAAAGAAAGAAGCAGAAAAGCCAGUAGAAGAUAAAAUGAACAUGUUAGAAUUUCUGAACAAAAACUAUCCAACAGCAGAAGAUUUCCUUCUAUCUGACGUCAAGAAGAAGUAUAAAGAAACCUUCGGUAUUGUUAAAACUUUUGACAUACUGACAGAAGAAAUAGAAGCUACGAAAUUGUUUAGGAUUUCAAAUAUACAUCGUACAAUUCAUGUAAAACGCUUGUGA
Molecule: messenger RNA, 558 nt
Organism: Trichomonas vaginalis G3
Lineage: Eukaryota; Parabasalia; Trichomonadida; Trichomonadidae
Product: organellar and viral DNA polymerase type B
Exons: 1
Coding region: 1-558 (185 amino acids)
Source: RefSeq, a predicted model, not a curated record